Molecule: messenger RNA, 1239 nt
Organism: Gastrolobium bilobum
Lineage: Eukaryota; Viridiplantae; Streptophyta; Magnoliopsida; Fabales; Fabaceae
Exons: 1
Coding region: 1-1239 (412 amino acids)
Source: RefSeq, a predicted model, not a curated record
AUGAGAAAGACCACAGUUUUCCUCCCCUAUCUCAUCACCAAGCUCUGCCUGAAAGCUGGUGCGGAGGCCCACCAGGAUGACAUAACAAAGGUAGCAUCUGUCAUCGAUGCUAAGACCUGGAAUGGUCUUAGGAGCACCUACAUUGAUACAACCCAGCCCAUUCCUGAAGACCUCAGACGCACUGUCACCAGUGAUGAUGAGGAGAAAGCUCCAGUGGUCCCGCAGAUGAAAGCCACAAAGGCCACUCCUUCAAAAUCCUCCACUUCUGCCCACGUCCCGGCAAGAAGAACCGUUCCCUCUCCCACCAAGGUGAAAAAGGAUACCCCUGUUGCUAUUGAAAGCAAACAGGGCAAAAAGAUAUCCCCUGCCAAAGAUCCCCCAAGAAAGGGGGAACGUUCAAGUCAAAGGCUGAAGACAACCUUCAGCAGCACUAAGAAGGCAGAGGGAGCAUCCUCUGAGAAGCCCAUCACUCUCUCUGACAGAGAAGAAGAGAGUGAUGACAAUGAGCCUUUGGCAAAAAGGCUGACGGCUGGGAGAACGUCAGCAUCUAAACCAGCUGCCAAGGAGACGUCCCCAAGCAGCUCUGACUCCACUUUCUCUAACGUUCUGCCCCCACCAUCACCACCUACUCACUCGUCAGCACCACCUAUCCCACAGCCCUCUUCCAGGCAACAACAGGGGGAGGGGAGAACAGAAAAAGAAGCAGCACCUGCUGCAGAAACACCAGUGCCUGAGAAAGAAGCUCAGCCACCAAAGAAAGCUGACAGAGGAAAGGGGAUCCUGUUGGAACCCCUUGAAAAGAAGAAAAAGCCAACAGGGCCCAAACAAAUCAAUUUGGGAGGUCCCCUGUCUUACCAUGUUAUCCGUCCUGACACUUCUGGGGAUGAGGCUUUUGCCAGAGCUCUAGCAGAGGAAGAAGGGAUGGUAGUUCCUCCACGGAUGGAGGAACCUACUGAAACAAAUCCCUCAUCAUCUAGACCAUCAAAAGAUGAGCCCAGCCCAACACCUGUUGCACCUCCUAUUAUUAGCAGCAGCCAGCAUAGCAAACAGACCACUUCCUCCCAUGUUACAGCAAUCCCCCUCCCAACUAAAAAGAAGUCCCAAAUUGGGAUUGCUGAAAUUUUUGAGAUGAUGGGGAAGAGGAUAGAAAAGCUGCUGCCAGCAAAACAAUCUGUUCCCCAACUUGAUAUGACAAGCACCAAUGAAGAGCUGAAAGCUCUAAGGGAGGGAUUGGACUAA